AUGAGAGCAGUCCACAUUGAAGCUGUGUUCGGGUACGAUACCGAUUCAUUCCUAAUGGCCCUCAGCAGAUUCGUCAGCGUUCGUGGUUGGCCCGAAAUCAUAUAUAGUGAUCCCGGAUCACAACUAAUUGGUGCGGAAAGAGAACUCACGGAAACCUGGAAGAACAUUGACCGACAAUCCCUACAUAAAAGUGGCACAGAGAAUGGAUUGACCUGGAUCUUCGGCCCCGCUGAUAGUCCUUGGUACCAAGGAGCUGUAGAAUCCCUGGUGAAGAGUGCCAAGAGAGCUAUUCAUUUCGCAAUCAAUAACCAACGUCUUUCAGUCCAAGAGUUCAUGACGGUGUGUAGCGAAGCCACGAACCUCCUCAAUGAAAGACCUAUCGGAACCCUCCCGAGCGCUGAUUCCGAAUUAAACAUCCUUACUCCCAACAGUUUGUUACUGGGCAGAGCAACGGCGAAGAAUCCUGGUGGAUGGCAGCCUAACGGUAAUAAUCCAUGA
Paramuricea clavata is the source of this 498-nucleotide messenger RNA. Lineage: Eukaryota; Metazoa; Cnidaria; Anthozoa; Malacalcyonacea; Plexauridae. The record is from the annotation of a GenBank genome assembly.